Chelonoidis abingdonii (Abingdon island giant tortoise) is the source of this 3369-nucleotide messenger RNA. Lineage: Eukaryota; Metazoa; Chordata; Testudines; Testudinidae. The record is from RefSeq and is a predicted model, not a curated record.
AUGGCAGGUAAAUACGAACAUAGGCAGAGGGUGCAGGACUCAGGCAUCCCAGAACUAACUCAGCUCCGACUGGUGAAUGGCCCGAGUCGCUGUGCUGGGAGAGUCGAGGUGCUUCACAACCAGCAGUGGGGAACCGUGUGUGAUGACAACUGGGAUUUAACUGAGGCCAGAGUCGUGUGCAGGCAUCUGGGCUGUGGAACGGCAUUAUCAGCCCCACGUGGGUCUCGGUUUGGACAGGGAACUGACCGUAUCUGGCUGCAUGAGGUAAACUGCACAGGGACAGAAGCUGCCCUCUCCGAAUGCAGGGCUAGGCCUUGGGGAGAGCAUAACUGUAACCACGUAGAAGAUGCUGGUGUUGUGUGCUCAGACUCGAUCAUUCCAGACCCAGGUCCUCUCCAGCUGGUGAACGGCCCCAGUCGCUGUGCUGGGAGAGUCGAAGUGCUUCACAACCAUCAGUGGGGAACCGUGUGUGAUGACAGCUGGGACUUAUCUGAUGCUGGAGUUGUGUGCAGGCAGCUGGACUGUGGGACAGCGUUAUUAGCCCCGGGGAUGGCUUACUUUGGGAGAGGUUCUGACACCAUCUGGAUGGAUGAGGUUAACUGCACAGGGACAGAAGCUGCCCUCACCGAUUGCAGGGCUCGGCCUUGGGGAAAAAAUAACUGUCACCAUGGAGAAGAUGCCGGUGUUGUGUGCUCAGACUCAGGCAUUUCAGCAGUGGCUCAACUCCGACUUGUGAAUGGCCCAAGUCGCUGCGCUGGGAGAGUCGAGGUGCUUCACAACCAGCAAUGGGGAACCGUGUGUGAUGACAACUGGGAUUUAACUGAGGCCAGAGUCGUUUGCAGGGAGCUGGGCUGUGGGACGGCAUUAUCAGCCCCACGUGGGUCUCGGUUUGGACAGGGAACUGGCCAUAUCUGGCUGCAUGAGGUAAACUGCACAGGGACAGAAGCUGCCCUCUCCGAAUGCAGGGCUAGGCCUUGGGGAGAGCAUAACUGUAAUCACGUAGAAGAUGCUGGUGUUGUGUGCUCAGACUCACACAUUCCAGACCCAGGUCCUCUCCAACUGGUGAACGGCCCCAAUCGCUGUGCUGGGAGAGUCGAGGUGCUUCACAACCAUCAGUGGGGAACCGUGUGUGAUGAUGGCUGGGACUUAACUGAUGCUGGAGUUGUGUGCAGAGAGCUGGGCUGUGGGACAGCGUUAUCAGCCCUAGGGGGGGCUCACUUUGGGAGAGGAUCUGACACCAUCUGGCUGGAUGACAUUAACUGCACAGGGACAGAAGCUGCCCUUAUCGAAUGCAGGGCUCGGCCUUGGGGAAACAAUAACUGUCACCAUGGAGAAGAUGCCGGUGUUGUGUGCUCAGGCUCAGGCAUUUCAGAAGUGGCUCAGCUCCGACUGGUGAAUGGCCCGAGUCGCUGCGCUGGGAGAGUCGAGGUGCUUCACCACCAGCUGUGGGGAACCGUGUGUGAUGACAGCUGGGACCUAAUUGAUGCUGGAAUCGUGUGCAAGCAGCUGGGAUGUGGGAUAGCGCUAUCAGCCCCAGGAGCAGGUCGAUUUGGGCGAGGAUCUGACCCUAUCUGGCUGGAUGAUGUUCAGUGCACAGGGACAGAAAUUGGCCUUUCUGAAUGCAGGGCUCGGCCUUGGGGAAACAAUAACUGUCACCACGGAGAAGAUGCUGGUGUUAUUUGCACAGACUCCGGCAACUCUGAAGUGAUUCAGCUACGACUGGUGAACAGUUCGAGUCGCUGCGCUGGGAGAGUCGAGGUGUUUCAUAACAAGAAGUGGGGAACUGUGUGUAAUGACAGCUGGGACCUAAAGGAUGCUGGAGUCGUGUGCAGGCAGCUGGGCUGUGGGACGGCGUUAUCAACCCCCACUGGAGCUCACUUUGGGCAAGGCUCUGACCAUAUCUGGCUGGGUAAUGUCAACUGCACAGGGACAGAAGCUGCCCUCUCCCAAUGCAGGGCUAGGCCCUGGGGAGACAGUAACUGCACCCAUGAAGAAGAUGCCGGUGUUGUGUGCUCAGGCAUUUCAGAGAAGACUUCGCUCCGUCUGGUGAAUGGCCCGAGUCGCUGCGCUGGGAGAGUCGAGGUGCUUCACAACCAGCAGUGGGGAACUGUGUGUGAUGAUGACUGGAACCUACAGGAUGCCAAUGUUGUGUGCAGGCAGCUGGGCUGUGGGCCAGCGUUAUCAGCCCCAGGUGCGGCUCACUUUGGGCGAGGAUCUGACCCCAUAUGGCUGGAUGACGUUCACUGCAUAGGGACAGAAGCUGCCCUCGCCGAUUGCAGGGCUCAGCCUUGGGGAAACUAUAACUGUCACCAUGGAGAAGAUGCCGGUGUUGUGUGCUCAGGCAUUUCAGAGCAGACUCAGCUCCGACUGGUGAAUGGCACAAAUCGCUGCACUGGGAGAGUCGAGGUGCUUCACAGCCAGCUGUGGGGAACCGUGUGUGAUGACAGCUGGGAUUUAGCUGAGGCCAGAGUCGUGUGCAGGCAGCUGGGCUGUGGGACGGCGUUAUCAGCCCCAGGAGGGGCUCGAUUUGGACGAGGCACUGAUCCCAUCUGGCUGGAUAACGUUCACUGCACAGGGACAGAAGCUGCCCUCUCUGAUUGCAGAGCUCGGCCUUGGGGAAUCCAUAACUGUAACCACGGAGAAGAUGCCAGUGUUGUGUGCUCAGACUCAUCCUUUCCAGAGCAGGCUUCAAUCCGACUGGUUGAUGGUUCGAGUCGCUGCGCUGGGAGAGUUGAGGUGUUUCACAACCAGCAGUGGGGAACUGUGUGUGAUGACAGCUGGGACAUAAAGGAUGCUGGAGUCGUGUGCAGGCAGCUGGGCUGUGGGAUGGCGUUAUCAGCCCCUGGGAGAGCUCGCUUUGGGGGAGGAUCUGACCAUAUCUGGAUGGAUGAUGUUCAGUGCACAGGGACAGAAGCUGCCCUUGCCGAAUGCAGGGCUCGGCCUUGGGGAGACAAUAACUGUCACCACGGAGAAGAUGCCAGUGUUGUGUGCUCAGACGCUGGCAUCUCAGAAGUGGCUCCGCUCCGACUGGUGAACGGCACAAAUCGAUGCACCGGGAGAGUCGAGGUGCUUCAUAACCAGCAGUGGGGAACCGUGUGUGAUGGCAUCUGGGACUUGUCUGAGGCUGAAGUCGUGUGCAGGCAGCUGGGCUGUGGGACAGCGUUAUCAGCACCACGUGGGGCUCACUUUGGGCAAGGAUCUGACCGUGUGUGGCUGGAUGAGGUUCAGUGCACAGGGGCAGAAGCUGCCCUCACCGAAUGCAGGGCUAAGCCUUGGGGAGAGCAUAGCUGUAACCCCGGAGAUGAUGCCAGUGUUGUGUGCUCAGGCACAGGGAUGGCCAGGUGGUGUCUGCGCACUGCCCCGUCCUGA